AUGGAGCUCCCAUUUUUUCAUGGAAAGAUAACAAAAAGAACCUGUGAAGAACUGCUGAGCAAGAAGGGAAAGAAUGGUAGCUAUUUAAUACGAGAGAGUGAAAGCAUGGAGGGAGUCUUGUGUCUCUGUGUUUUAUUUGAAAAACUCAUCUACACUUACCGUAUCUUCAGGGAACACCAAGGAUAUUUUGAAAUACAGGCUUCUGAAGGUUUUCCAGUGACCUUUCAAACCUUAAAGGACCUAAUAUACCAUUAUGAAAAGCCAAAUCAGGGCCUAGUAACAAACCUCUGCUACCCAGUGAAUAAAGCAGAGGCCACGCACAGAAGCCAGAGGUUUAAGUCAGAAAAGGAUAUAAUUUAUGAUGAAAUUGAUGACAGCGACUAUGUCACUGUCCUUCCCUGA
Molecule: messenger RNA, 402 nt
Organism: Nestor notabilis (Kea)
Lineage: Eukaryota; Metazoa; Chordata; Aves; Psittaciformes; Psittacidae
Gene: SH2D1B
Product: SH2 domain containing 1B
Exons: 4
Coding region: 1-402 (133 amino acids)
Source: RefSeq, a predicted model, not a curated record